UCAUUUACUAAGAAGUCACUUCUGUUUCUGUCUUCACAAAGGCAUAAUGGCAGAAGGUAACUUAUUAGCUUUUCAGGAUUCAAUUACCUGCUCGAUAUGUCUGGAUACCUUGAGGGACCCCGUCUCCAUUCUGUGUGGACACAAUUAUUGUAAGGAGUGCCUUAGUGACUUCUGGGAUCAGACAGAAAACUGCAUCUGCCCUAAGUGCAGGGAAACCUUCAAUCCAAGGCCUGUUCUGAAGAAAAACACCCAGAUGGAUGACAUUAUAGAAAAAUUAAGGAAUCAGUGGAUUGAAUCGCCUGCACACGUUCCCCUCUGUGAGGAUCAUAUUCAAGCUCCUGAAAAGAAUCACAACCCUAUCCCUCCAGCUCCAGUUGGAAACCAACAGAUGAAUCUUUGCAACCAGAUUAAGAAAACUUUGGGAUCUUCCUGCAGAUCUGACCAGGUAUCCAUCUGCUCUGGUGGGCUGAAAGGCUGUGAGAUAGAAGCGCCUGAGACUGAAAGAGCUGAGAAACAGCUUCAGAUGGAGAAGAGCCUGACAGAAAUCCAGAAGAGAAUUGAAGAGAGUGAGAGGAAGCUGAAGGAAAUGAGACAGACUGUCAACUUGAUUAAGAUAUCUGCAGAAAUGGAAGUUCAGGAAAACGCGAAGGUCUUCAAUGACUUGAUUCAUUCCAUUGAGGAAACCCUCAAGAAAGAGACAGAGCGGAUUAAGGCGCAAGAAAAAAUCAAAGUGGAAGAAGCUGAAGGAGUCAUGGAGAAACUGGAGAAGGAGAUCGAAGAGCUGAAAAGGAGAAACGCUGAGAUGACUGAGCUUCUACAGACUGGUGACCACAUCCACUUCCUGCAGACUUUCUCGUCGCAUGGUUUCCCUCCUGAAGAAGACAUCCCGGUCACCACAAAAUUCUCUUCAGAGAACCUAAGGAAGAAAUUGAAUCAUCUAAAAAAGCAAGUGGACAAAAUCAACAUGGUGGAGACACAGAAAAUCACUAUCACUGAAGUAAAUAAAGCUCAACUGUCCAUCCUGCAAUCGCCCACUCCUGUGAGCAGAGAGGAGUUUCUGCAGUACUCCUGUCACCUAACAUUGAACCCCAACACUGCCAACAAACGCUUGCAUCUGUUUGAAGAGAACAAGAAGGUAGUAUGGAUGAGGAAGAAUAAUUUAUUUUCAGAUCACCCGGACAGAUUUGACUCAUUUGAACAAGUUCUCUGCAGAGAGGGCCUAUCCGGGGGCCGCUUCUACUGGGAAGUGAUAUGGAAUGGAAGAGAAGCAGAGAUUGGAGUCACGUAUAAAGGAAUAAGCAGGAAAGGAGAUGGUGACAAGUGUCUUCUCGGGUACAACAACAAGUCCUGGUGUUUGUUCUGUUACAAUUACACCUACUGUGUGCAACACAAGGACGAAAGAAUUAAAAUUACAUCCCCCCGUUGUUCCAGGAUAGGCGUCUAUCUCGACUAUCCCGCUGGCUUGCUCUCAUUUUAUAGCAUCUCGGACACACUCACCCUCCUGCACAGCUUUCAGACAACCUUCACCGAGCCACUCUACCCAGGGUUCGGUCUUUAUUUUGUCGAUUCUAGCGUGACCAUCUGCUCACUCACCCCACAGAACACCCAUGAUGUGAAAAAUAAAAAACGGAAAUGUAGUGAAAGCAUAAAUUUUGAUUCACUUUCACUUUCACUUCUCCAGACUGACUCCUACACAAUGGCCGAAGCAGCCAUGCUCAAAUUACAGGAUCUGAUUACCUGCUCGCUAUGUCAGGAGACCCUGCAGGACCCCGUCCUUAUCCCCUGUGGACAUAACUUCUGUAAGGGGUGUAUCACUGCUUACUGGCCUCAGGCAGGUGUCUGCAGCUGCCCGCGGUGCAGGGAGGACUACAGCACAAGGCCCAGUAUGUCUCACAACACUGUGCUGGCUGAAGUAAUCCAGACAUUACAGAAACCAGAAGCAGAUUUCAAUAAUUCUCAGAAGGAAACUAGGCCGGGGAACAUUGGCUGUGAUGCCUGCACAGGGAAGAAGCACCAAGCUGUGAAGUCCUGCCUGACAUGCCUGGCCUCCUUCUGUGAGGAGCACAUCCAGCCCCACUAUCGAGUUCCUACUUGGCAGGCUCAUCGGCUGAUUGACCCAAAUGAAAAUCUGGCACAGAAACUCUGCACCGAGCAUCAUAAAAAUUUGGACUUUUUUUGCAGAACAGAUGAGAAGUGUAUCUGUGUUCAGUGUGCGCUGAUUGGACAUGGCCGGCAUGAAGUGGUGGAGCCAGAGAAGGAAAGGAAGGUAAAACAGACCCAACUUGCAAUGAGAAUAAGAAAAAAUCAGAAGAGUAUUGAAGAGAAGCAGAACACAGUGGAUGAGCUCAGACAUGCUGUGUUGGCAAUUAAUAGAUCAGCAGAUAAGGAGGUGAGAGAAAAUGAGAAAUGUUUCACUGAUCUGAUCCUCGCUGUUGAGGAAGCCUGCAAGAAAGUGACAGAGCAAAUCAGAGAACGAGAGAAGAGAGAUGUGGAGAAGGCUGAAAGGCUCAUAGAGCGACUGGAGAAAGAGAUUGAGGAGCUGAAGAAGAGAGACAUUGCACUGGCUGAGCUUUCAGAGACAGAUGACCACAUUCUGUUUCUCCAGACUUUUUCAUCUCUUUGUGCCACUCCUGAAGAUGGAGAGUCUCUCAGCAUUGUAGCUAUUAUGGAAUUCUCUUCUGAAAACCUGAGGAAGGAAUUGUCCGAUCUCAAGAAACGUCUGGACAAGAUGAACCAGUGGGAUUUUGAGAAAUACAUUUGGACAGUCAGUCAAUCGUCAGUAUACUUGUUGGAGUCACCGAUGGCUGAAAGCAGAGAUAAUUUCUUGCAGUAUGCUUGUGAUCUCACACUGGACCCCAACACAGCAAAUAAAAACCUCUGUUUGUCAGAUGGGAACAAGAAGGUGACGGCAUGGCAAGACAUGCAUUUCCAUCUUAAUCACCCUGACAGAUUUGACCUUUAUGAACAAGUCCUCUGCAGAGAGAGUCUAUCUGGAACUCGUUGCUACUGGGAAGUGGAGUGGAAUCGAGGAGCAGAUAUUGCAGUUGCAUAUAAAGGGAUUGGCAGGAAAGGAGUAGACAAGGAGUGUCUCCUCGGAUGCAAUGACAUAUCCUGGAGCUUGUUUUGCUCAGAUGGCUGCUUUGCCGUAUGGCACAACAGUAGGAAGAUUGAAAUAAGUGCCCCGCACUGUCUAAGAAUAGGGGUGUAUCUGGACUAUCCUGCUGGACUGCUCUCAUUUUAUAGUGUCUCAGACACAAUGACCCUCCUGCACAGAUUCCAGACCACUUUCACUGAGCCACUCUGUCCAGGGUUUAGUCUUUAUUAUCCGGAUUCCAGUGUAACAAUCUGCAAACUCUCCUCACCUUCCCUAUAAGGAAUAGUCCACCCAAAACUGAUAUUCUAACCCCAUAUAGUUUGUACUGAUGGUCGAGAAAAAUGUUUAAUUUCAUGUUUCCAUACUGAAUGGAGAUAACAAAGUUUGUGAUAGAAUGAGCAUUGAUAGGAGCAAGUGCUGGGCAAUAUAAAAUGGUGCUUAUAUCACAUAUGAGGGG
Messenger RNA from Polypterus senegalus (gray bichir), 3551 nucleotides. RefSeq names its product E3 ubiquitin/ISG15 ligase TRIM25-like. Bases 47 to 3373 code for a protein of 1108 amino acids. The record is from RefSeq and is a predicted model, not a curated record. Lineage: Eukaryota; Metazoa; Chordata; Cladistia; Polypteriformes; Polypteridae. The transcript has 13 exons. Gene Ontology annotation, molecular function: zinc ion binding; protein binding.